AUGAAAUUCUACACCCCAUUCGUUCUGCUCUCUUUUCUUUCACUUGCCCGGGGCGGUGAUGUGCUUGGAGCUGUUGGAGGGGAAAUGACUAAAGGUAUUGGAGGGGCCAUGGGACAUGGGUGCUUGAAACUUGAAGAUGCAUAUAAGAACGCCUGCAAGAGGGACCCAAAGGGUGAUGUCCUUUUUAAAUGUUUUGCACCCCACCAAUCAGCGAUCAACCAACACCUAGAGAAAGCCGGAGUGGAGGAGGAUGAUAUGAAGAAGAUGGACGAAAUGCGCAAGAAGUGUAAAUCCACUGCCUGCGAUCCACAGAAAGCCAAAACCUGCGGACAGAAGGAAGCAAUGGAAUUCAAGAAGAAAUACGAAGAAAAGGCGAAGAAGGCUUAUUUCGCCAACCAAGAGGAAUUCACGAAACUUUGCUCGGAAGCCGAAGAGUGUCUGAAAGGUAAGCGAACCCAGCAAAGCAUCCAUGGAUAUUGGGGUGAUCGGGUGGAGGGCACAGCGGUGGAGGGCACAGUGGAGGGAAAAGUGGAGGGAAAGGCAGAGGGAAAGGAAGAACAGGCAGUGGCAGGCAAUGAUAUGGGACUAUCAGCAAUAGUCGGAAAGUGA
Penicillium samsonianum is the source of this 609-nucleotide messenger RNA. RefSeq lists its product as uncharacterized. The record is from RefSeq and is a predicted model, not a curated record. NCBI's taxonomy places the organism in Eukaryota, Fungi, Ascomycota, Eurotiomycetes, Eurotiales, Aspergillaceae. The coding region runs from base 1 to 609 and encodes 202 amino acids. The transcript is spliced from 2 exons.